Molecule: messenger RNA, 3303 nt
Organism: Drosophila hydei
Lineage: Eukaryota; Metazoa; Arthropoda; Insecta; Diptera; Drosophilidae
Gene: BOD1
Product: hyphal wall protein 2
Exons: 4
Coding region: 107-3229 (1040 amino acids)
Source: RefSeq, a predicted model, not a curated record
ACAAAAGGCGAUUUCACAUAAAUUGUCUCUGGUCACACCAUAACAUCUGAGAAAAACAUUUAAUCCAAAAUAUAAAAUUUAAUUCAUUUAGUGGAGUCCACAAAAAAUGGACAAUUUUGUAAAGACCCUCAUCGAAGAAGUCAAAUCGCAGGGAGUCUUUGAUGAGUUUCGUUUCAAUUGCUGCCUGGCAGAUGUGGACACAAAGCCUGCAUACCAGAAUGUACGAAAUCGUGUGGAGACUGCUGUAAAUGAAUUUCUGGGCAAACAACAUUGGACGCCCGAUACAAACAAAGUGCAGCUGAGGGAAAGACUUCGAAAACAUUUGCUAGAUUCCGAUGUGCUGGAUAAGGGCGUAGAUCAUAUAGUGGAUCAAGUGGUCAACCCAAAGGUAGCCACGAUAUUUGAGCCCAAAAUCGAGAGUAUUGCUUAUAAAUACUUAGGCAUUACCCCACCACCACCACCCACAAACCCUCCGCCACGUCCGCCGUUGUUGCCAGCGCCGCCCUUGCCGCCCUACACUGGCCAUGGCCUUGGCCAUAUGAAUGGUGGCAGUCUACUUAAGGUGGAGACAACCGCUAGCCUCUUACCCACAGAUUUGGAGCAGAUCAGUCCAGAUUCUGAUCGCGCAACUGUCAAGUCUGAUGCUAAAGAUGACAGCAAAGACGAUGAGCUGCCACCUGGAGUAGAUAUGGAUGAUAUUCUCGAUGAGGAUGAUGCUACUUCACCUGCAUUUGAGCCGGCCAGCAGCAUUAAGGAAGACACAAACAAUGCAUCCUUAAACACAUCCGAUUCGGUCAAGGAUGUCAAGGAGUUAGCCAAUGACUCGCGAGACGCUGGCGCCUCGCAAGCCUCACAACUGUCGCAGGUAUCUAGCGAUAGUCGCCUCACCAUUGCUUCUACAGACGCACCGCAGCAGUCGUCCACCAACAACAGCGUCCAGUUGACGACGAACAUUGCUGCAAGCAUGUCCGAGGAAGCGCAAAUGCCCAAGUUCAAUGAGAACUCGAGCGAUGCAAGCGACAACAGUGGUCGACAGUUGCAUUUUGAUAUCAAGCAGGAUGCCAUCACAUUCGAGGGAACUGAACGCAGAAAUUCGCUCUCAGAUUGCUCGAAUGGUGGAACGCGCGCGCUUUCCAUUGAGGAUGCCAUCAUGAGCGAGGUGAAAGCCAAUAUAAAUGAUGUCAGCGAUAAUCUCAUAGAGACAAAACCAAAGUCGUCGCCAGAGCCCAUUAAAUCCGAGAGCAAUUUUGGUCUGUUUACGGAAUCAAAACACAAUUCGCAGCCAAUGGUAGCCAAAGAAGAUGCAACGCCUCAGCUCCCUUCAUUACCGCAAGAGCCGCUAGUGCCAGAAAUAAAACCAGAAUUGCCGCCUACAGAAGAUGCAAAGACAGAAGAGCCUGAACCAACGGCUACAACUCCAAUUUUAUUGGAUGACAUUAAAGAUGAGAUUACCAAAUCUAUCGAAUUGACUGCAUCGCCUGCCUCCGCUUCCUCGUCUUCGCAAACGAAGAAGCCAUCGCACUCAAGGGACAAGGAUAGACGUCAGCAUUCACAAUCACACACACGCUCAGAUGACAAACAGCGGCGAAAGUCUCGGGAACGUGAGCGUGAUCAUGAUAAGUCACGCAGCAAGACAUCUUCCAGCUCGAAACACUCCUCGUCCCAUUCAACGCAUUCAUCCAGUUCUAAGCAUCGAAGCAGCAGUACAAAAAAUGACAAGAGCUCCACUACAAGCACGUCAAGCCGAAGCAAUCAUGACUCCACCUCCUCCUCUAAACGUUCCUCAACACGUCACGAAUCCUCCUCAUCCACGCACAAAAAACACAAAUCCAGUUCAUCUGGGUCGCGCUCGGAUCGCGAUCGGGACAGAAGUCGUGAUAGCAGGGAAACCCACAGUCAUAGCCAUCACAGUCGUAGCCACAACGGUAGCGGUAGCUCGUCGUCCAACUCAAAACGUGAACGUGAACGAGAUCGUGAUCGUGAACGAGAUCGCAACAAGUCCAGCUCCAAUUCCACUUCCAAUUCCGCCUCCAAUUCUAUAGCAGCAGUAAUCCAAGACGAUCAUAACGAAGUCAAAGCAAAGCUACAAAAACGACAUAGCAAUGACUCGAAUGAUGAGCCACCUGGCAGCUCCAGUAAAUCCCAAGCGGACACAGCUGAUAGUAGAACUAAAGAGAAUACCACAGAAACAACAGUUCAAAAUGGAAGCAAGCCAGCAGAGAGUAAUGGUACAAACGGCACCAAUGGGACACCGAGUAACAAUGAUUCGGCUGAUCUGGUACCUGCCACCAAUGUGGUCAUCAUUAGCGACAUGCUGCAAGAAUCGACGGUCAGCUUCAUUGAACUGAACGGCGCAGGCGUAGCGCAAAGACCAACGGAAGACUGUACCAAGCCCGAAGCGACCGAAAGUGAGGCAAAGCAAGCGGCUGAGCUACCGCUGACAUCAAAAUGUAUAGCGCCUACAGUCAAGUCACCAGAGCCAAUUGUAGAGCCGGCUACAGCAGUGGAGCCAGUAACAGAACCAGUUGACCCACAAACUGAGGUUGCAAAGGAACCAACAGAGACCGAAAGCAUUAAGGAAAUACCUGAAGAGGUUUGCCCGCGGCCUGAAGAUAAAACGGCAGCAGUUGUUACUGACGUUCCUAAUGUUGCUGAUGUUGCUGAUGUUCCUGUUGUUGCUGAUGUUACUGCUGUUACUGAGCCACAAAAUGUAGAGCCCAUUAAGGAAGCCAUAAGCUCAGAGGAUGUGUCUGAGGUGAAAGUAGUUGGCGACAGUAUUACACAUUUCGAGGAGGAUGCUGAGCAGUUUAAAGUGCGUCUGGAGCUGAUUGAGCAACAUAUUAAGGAUCGACGCCAGUUGGUCAACGUUUUAAGUGAGCUCGGGGAGACAAGUUGUCCGCGUCGCAGCCUAAGUAAGCGGCGUCUCAGUAGCGAGGCAUCCUCUUCCAAAGACCAACAUAAUGCCAGCAGCAGUGGCAGCAGCAGCUCAGGCAGUCCCAAUGCCAAAGCUAAAAGAACGCGUCGCGAUGAUGCAAAGACAUCGCCCACACCAUCCGAGAUUAGCGUCAAUUCCAAGGAAAACGAAGAGCUCGAAAAGGGUGAUUUGUCGGGCAGACGUCUCAGCCAGAAGCUGUGCCAGCAGCAGCGCUAUACGAAUGAUGAUCUCUAUAAGCCCCGACCACUCUUAUCGCAGCGUUCGCGUCGUCGUGGCCUGGAUUCAAUCCUCUAGCUUGUGCUUCACACACUAAAGUCGCGAAUCAAAUCAAAUAUAAAUAUGUAAAAACAAAACAUAAUUGAUAAUAA